This is a messenger RNA of Micromonas commoda, 1434 nucleotides long. RefSeq lists its product with no specific name. The record is from RefSeq and is a predicted model, not a curated record. Gene Ontology annotation, biological process: tryptophanyl-tRNA aminoacylation. Gene Ontology annotation, cellular component: chloroplast; mitochondrion. Gene Ontology annotation, molecular function: tryptophan-tRNA ligase activity; ATP binding. The transcript is spliced from 2 exons. The coding region runs from base 182 to 1351 and encodes 389 amino acids. NCBI's taxonomy places the organism in Eukaryota, Viridiplantae, Chlorophyta, Mamiellophyceae, Mamiellales, Mamiellaceae.
CCGCCGUAUGCACCGAGUCGGCAUCGCGACCCGCGCCGCGAUCGCUGCGACCACCGCGGCGACCUCCGCGGCAUCGACGACUCCGACGGCCAUGCGCGUCGCGAUGUCCGCCGCGCCCGCGCGCGCCACCGUCGCGGCGCGAGGAAACAACACGUCACGCCUCGCCACAAUCCGCGCGAGGAUGGCCCCUCGCGGCAUCCACCACGCCGCGUCCCCCCUCGUGUGCGCCGCGGCUCCCGCGACGACCGCCGAGGCCGGUACCGAGGCUACCCCCAAGACCGAGCGCCGCAAGCGCGUCCUCUCCGGCGUCCAGCCCACGGGCUCCAUCCACCUCGGUAACUACUUCGGCGCGAUCAAAAACUGGGUGAAGAUGCAGGAGGAGUUCGACGCCUUCUACUGCGUCGUCGACCUCCACGCCAUCACCGCCGGAGCUCACGACCCGAAGGAGCUCAUCAAGUCGACCCGGUCGUCCGCGGCCAUCUACCUCGCCGCCGGGCUGGACCCCGAGCGCUCCAACGUCUUUGUCCAGUCGCACGUGUCGGCGCACUCCGAGCUGUGCUGGCUGCUCAACUGCGCGACCCCAAUCGGCUGGCUCGAGAAGAUGAUCCAGUUCAAGGAGAAGGCGCGCAAGGCUGGCGAGGACGUGAGCGUGGGUCUGUUGGACUAUCCGGUGCUCAUGGCGAGCGAUAUCCUGCUCUACAACGCGGACAUCGUGCCCGUGGGCGAGGAUCAGCGGCAGCACCUGGAGCUCACUCGCGACAUCGCCGGGCGCGUCAACAACCUGUACGGAGGAGGGAAGUGGAAGAAGAUGGGCCCGAAGGGAUCCAGGGCACCCUCGGGAAGGUUCAGGGGCGGGGACAUCCUGCGCGUCCCCGACGCUUACAUCCCUGAGGCUGGCGCGAGGGUCAUGUCACUGACGGACGGUUCGGCGAAGAUGUCCAAAUCGAACCCGGCGGAGGGCUCGAGGAUCAACGUGCUGGACACCCCGGACGAGAUCGCGAAGAAGAUCAAGCGAUGCAAGACGGACGCCGUGGAAGGGCUGGAGUUUGGCGACCCAACGCGACCGGAGGCGACCAACUUGCUCACCAUCUACCAGCUGUGCACGGGCAUGACCAAGGAGGAGGUGCUCAAGGAGUGCGGCUCGAUGCGGUGGGGCGAUUUCAAACCGGCGCUCACCGACGCCGUCGUCGAGCACCUCUCGCCGAUCCAGGCGCGUUACGCGGAGAUCAUGCAGGAGGAGGGGUACCUGGACGGGGUGCUCAAGAGGGGCGCGGACGCGGCGAACGAGGUGGCGGAGAAGACGGUGGCCGACGUGAGGGACGCGAUGGGUUUCAUGGAGAGGAUUCGAUGAGUUCGACGCGUUUUAUAGAGACGUUCGUUUACACGUAGAGACGUUCAUUUAAACAUCGGACCUCCGCGUCCGUAUCACAGCUC